AUGGCUUUGGGCGAGAUGGAUGGAGCGGGGUCGGAGCCGGAGGAUGGCAGGAAUCAGGAGCCAGGUAUCGUCACCACAAGAAAUAUCCUGGAGAGUUUCACAGAGAGCCAGGAAGUCCGGGGGCUCAUCGGUAACCUGAAGGAAAUCUUUGGGGAUCUGGUGACUCGAGAAAUGACCGUGGAAAAAUUCAUAGGUAUAAUGGACAAAUACCAGGAGCAACCUCACUUGUUGGAUCGCCACUUAGAGUGGAUGAUGAAUUCAUUGUUGGAUAUAGUACGGGACAAUGGAUCUCCUCCCCCAUUAGUUCACCUGGCUUUUAAAUUUCUUUACAUCAUUACGAAGGUGAGAGGGUACAAACUUUUCCUCCCACUGUUUCCUCAUGAAGUAGGUGAUCUACGGCCUGUUUUGGAUAUGCUUGUAGACCAGAAUCCAAAAGACUCUGAGACUUGGGAAACUCGUUAUAUGCUCUUAUUAUGGCUCUCCAUGAUAUGCUUGAUUCCUUUUGAUCUGGCCCGUUUUGAUGGAAACAUUAUUUCUGAGGAAGGGCAUGCUCGUAUGCCAACAAUGGAUCGCAUACUUAAAAUAGCAAAAUGUUACUUGGUUGUCAGCGAUAAGGCUCGAGAUGCAGCUGCUGUGCUGGUUUCAAAAUUUAUUGUCCGGCCUGAUGUCAGGCAAAAAAGGAUGGCAGAUUUCCUGGACUGGACACUUUCAAUGUUAUCUGAAUCUUCCUUCCAGACCAUGGAGGGGACUGUUGUUAUGAAUGGCAUGCUCCAGGCUCUGGCACAGUUAUUUAAACAUGGCAAAAGAGAAGAUUGUUUACCGUACGCUGCUACUGUACUUGAGUGUCUUGAUAACUGCAAGCUGUCAGAAAGUAAUCAGAUGGUUCUUCGCAAGCUAGGGAUGAAACUUGUUCAACGACUUGGACUGACAUUUGUGAAACCGAAGGUAGCAAAAUGGAGAUACCAGCGUGGUUGUCGAUCUCUGGCUGCCAAUCUGCAAGCACAGGGUUCAGUUGUGCAGAAUCAGAUGAUAACAGUUGCUGCUAAUGAAGCUGACGAUGAAGAGGAAUAUGACAUUCCAGGAGAGAUUGAAAAUGUUGUAGAGCAAUUGUUGGUUGGACUGAAAGACAAAGACACUAUUGUCAGGUGGUCUGCAGCAAAAGGAAUUGGUAGAAUAACUGGAAGACUUCCAAAAGAAUUAGCUGAUGACGUGAUUGGGUCUCUGUUGGACUGUUUUAGUUUCCAGGAAACAGACAAUGCGUGGCAUGGUGGAUGCCUGGCUCUGGCUGAAUUAGGCAGAAGAGGAUUGUUACUCCCUUCCCGAAUUUCAGAUGUUGUUCCUGUCAUUUUGAAAGCGCUGACAUAUGAUGAGAAGAGGGGGGCGUGCAGCGUGGGUUCCAACGUGAGAGAUGCAGCGUGCUAUGUGUGCUGGGCCUUUGCUCGUGCUUAUGAUCCUGCAGAACUGAUACCAUUUAUUAAUAAGAUUUCAAGUGCAUUGGUUAUUGCUGCAGUAUUUGAUCGUGAUGUUAAUUGCAGAAGAGCUGCUUCUGCUGCCUUCCAGGAGAAUGUUGGGAGACAGGGCACUUUUCCACAUGGUAUAGACAUUCUAACUGCAGCUGAUUAUUUUGCUGUUGGUAACAGAGUUAACUGUUAUCUGACUAUAAGUGUGUAUAUUGCUGGCUUUCCUGAGUACACACAGCCAAUGAUUGAUCAUUUAGUUAACAUGAAGAUUAACCACUGGGAUAGUGUUAUUCGAGAACUUUCAACCAAAGCUCUGCAUAACCUUACUCCUCGGGCUCCUGAAUACAUGGCAGAUGUGGUUUUGCCGAGACUUCUGCCUUUAUCAGUGGGCACAGAUCUGCACACACGCCAUGGGGCAAUUCUUGCCUGUGCUGAGAUCACCCAUGCACUGUGUAAGCUAGCAGGAGAGAAUAAUAGAUCUAUAACAUAUUAUUUCAAUGAAAAAUCAUUGGAGGGACUGAAGCAAAUCCAUCAAGAGCUUUGCAGUCGUCAAUUGUACAGGGGUUUAGGUGGAGAACUGAUGAGACCAGCUGUCUGCACUUUAAUUGAAAAGUUGUCACUAUCAAAAAUGCCAUUUAGAGGAGAUCCAGUAAUUGGUGGCUGGCAGUGGUUAAUAAACGACAGUCUAAGAAGUCUCCCUCUUGUUUCAAGUGCUGCACGACAGCAUAUAAAGGAGUCUGCAGUCUCUGCACUGGCUGCGCUGUGUAAUGAAUAUUACAUCAAUGAGAAGGGAGACGCUGAUCCAGCUCUACAGGAUGAGCUGGUGACACAGUACGUUUCAGAAUUACAAAACACAGAGGAAAUGAUUCGUUGUGGCUUUUCACGAGCUCUUGGGGCCCUUCCAAGAUUUCUGCUAAAGGGCAGGCUCCAACAGGUUUUGGAAGGUUUGAAAAAAGUUACCUUGAUUUCCCCUGCAGAUGUGAGCUUUGCAGAAUCCAGAAGAGAUGCCCUAAUAGCAAUUGCAAAGGUUUGCCAGACAGUAGGUGUAAAAGGAGAAGGAUCUGAGGGAGAAUAUGUCUGCAAAGAUAAUGUUACUCAGAUUUAUACUACGUUACUUAGUGGUGUGACUGACUACACCACAGACAGCCGAGGAGAUGUUGGAGGAUGGGUACGUGAAGCUGCUAUGACAAGUUUAAUGGAAGUGACGCUUCUGCUGGUUCAGAAUGAAGCGGAGUUAAUUAAUGCCAACAUCUGCAAACAGAUUAUGUGCUGGCUGGCUCAACAGUCGGCUGAAAAAAUAGAUAAGUUUCGAGCUCAUGCAGGGUCUGUGUUCCUUACUCUUUUACAUUUUGACCAUCCUCCAGUUCCACACAUACCUCAUCGAGAAGAGCUAGAGAGGAUAUUUCCAAGGUCAGAGAAAGAGACUCUAAACUGGAAUGCCGCAUCAGAAGCUUUCCCUCGAAUCACCCAGCUUUUGGGUUUGCCAGCAUACCAAUACUAUGUGCUUUUGGGUCUCUCGGUGUCUGUUGGUGGAUUAACAGAGACAACG
Messenger RNA from Phaethon lepturus (White-tailed tropicbird), 3009 nucleotides. It is a transcript of the gene TBCD, whose product is annotated as tubulin folding cofactor D. The annotation marks the transcript as partial. The record is from RefSeq and is a predicted model, not a curated record. Gene Ontology annotation, cellular component: lateral plasma membrane. Gene Ontology annotation, molecular function: GTPase activator activity; beta-tubulin binding. NCBI's taxonomy places the organism in Eukaryota, Metazoa, Chordata, Aves, Phaethontiformes, Phaethontidae. Gene Ontology annotation, biological process: tubulin complex assembly; adherens junction assembly; post-chaperonin tubulin folding pathway. The transcript is spliced from 32 exons.